This is a messenger RNA of Pundamilia nyererei, 4736 nucleotides long. RefSeq names its product choline kinase alpha (gene chka). NCBI's taxonomy places the organism in Eukaryota, Metazoa, Chordata, Actinopteri, Cichliformes, Cichlidae. Gene Ontology annotation, biological process: phosphatidylethanolamine biosynthetic process; CDP-choline pathway. Gene Ontology annotation, cellular component: cytoplasm. The coding region runs from base 261 to 1517 and encodes 418 amino acids. Gene Ontology annotation, molecular function: ethanolamine kinase activity; choline kinase activity. The record is from RefSeq and is a predicted model, not a curated record. The transcript is spliced from 12 exons.
UCCGAGAUGCUGCGCGCGCGUCUCUCAGUGCGAUUCAUUCCCUGCGCGCGGACGGACGCCUCUAGCUUGUCUCCAUCAUUUGCGAAGCUCGUACGAUUAUUUUCAUCGUCACUGUUAUUAUUAUUGUUAAAAAAGAGUUAAAGAGCAGAAACCUGCCGCACUGCGGGCUCCACACCGAGAGAAACAACUGAAAUAUAUCCUGCGACACACGCACCGGAGGGGGCCCGCGUUCGCCUACUUCCUGUCUUACUGUCGAAAAAAUGAAAACCAAAUUCAUCAACGGGGUUUCUUCUUCCCCCUCCAUGUCGCUGGGCCUGCUGGUGACCGAGAACGCCCUGCAGGUCCAGCCAGACACCCAGGAGGACUGUGACGAGCUGGUCCGCUCCGACCAGCCCGACCCAGACACCCGGAGGAGGGCUUAUCUGUGGUGCAGGGAGUUCCUGCACGGAGCCUGGAAGAGCCUGGCCGAGGACCUGUUCCAGAUCACCAUCAUCAGGGGUGGUCUGAGCAACAAGCUCUUUCUGUGCAGCCUCCCCGACAGCCUGAACUGUGUUGGGGACGAGCCGAGGAACGUCCUGCUGCGCCUCUAUGGGGCCAUCCUGCAGAUGUCCUGUAAUAAAGGGGAUUCUCGAGAGUCAAACAAAGAAAAUCACUUCCAAGGCGCCGAGGCCAUGGUGCUGGAGAGCGUGAUGUUCGCCAUCUUGGCUGAGCGAGAGCUCGGACCCAAACUCUACGGUAUUUUCCCUCAGGGCCGCCUGGAGCAGUACAUCCCCAGCCGUAAACUGGACACCUGUGAGCUGAGCGACUCCAGCAUCUCGGCCGAGGUUGCGCAGAAGAUGGCCAGGUUUCACGGGAUGAGGAUGCCCUUCAACAAGCAACCAAAGUGGCUGUUUGGAACCAUGGACAAGUACCUGAGCCAAGUGAUGAGGCUGAGCUUCACCAGAGAGGCGCACCUGCGUCGCUUCAACCGCCUGCUCAGCUAUAACCUCCCACAGGAGAUGGAAAUGCUCAGGUCUCUGCUCGAGUCCACUCAUUCUCCCGUGGUCUUCUGCCACAACGACUGUCAGGAAGGAAACAUCCUGCUGCUGAAAGGCCGCCAGAGCUCAGACAAACAGAAGCUGAUGCUCAUUGACUUUGAAUACAGCAGCUACAACUACAGGGGAUUCGACAUCGGUAACCACUUCUGUGAAUGGAUGUACGACUACAACUGCGAUGAGUUUCCUUUCUUUAAAGUCAGCGCUCAGAACUACCCUUCAAAGGCCCAGCAGCUCCACUUCAUUGAGAGCUACCUGCGCGAGUCCGAUCGAGGGUUCGACGGCUUGAGCGCAGAGGACCAAAUGAAGCUGAAAGAAGAGCUGUACGUGGAGGUGAACAGGUUCUCGCUGGCAUCUCACUUCUUUUGGGGCUUGUGGUCCAUCAUCCAGGCCCGGCUGUCCACCAUCAAAUUUGGAUAUCUGGAGUACGCACAGGCCAGGUUUGACGCCUACUUCCAGCAGAAGAAGACCUGGGCUGUGUAAAGGAGGCGAGACGAUUCAGUAUUCUGACAGCACGUUCAGCCAAAACGUCAAGGACCCACGGGCUGAUAAAGUUUCUACGCUUUACUUACACUCCCUGCCUUGCUGGUAUUUGCUGGCUGCUGUUGGUGUUGUGUUGACCAAAGCCAAACCUUGAUCACGUGGCUAGCAGGUGCUUCGAAUAUGCCCCACAAUCAUUGCAGCUCAAAGUUUACACGGCGUAACUGAAGGCCAAAACCCCCCAAAACAAAACAGAGGAAACACAUGGACUCGCACUAACCUUCAUCGCUGGUCAGAAGUUUGUUUCGGCCCAGUUUGAACCAUAUCACUAACAUGAACGUUCUGAGAGCGUGGCUAGCUCAGAAGUGUUAGCAUUGCAUCAGUGUGUAUGUACAGUAUGUGUCUGCUGUGUGGGAAAGAAUCAGAACCUCAGCUUUUCUGCCAGAGCUCCCAGUAGCCUGGUUCUGUCUGCUACUGGUGGGCUGAUGGAUUAACAGGUUCCACUUUCUUCCCACUUGAUGUUUGUUUCAUUUUCUUUUUUGUGUGUUUGACAUUAUCUUCAGGCCAGGGCAAACACAGUUAUUUUGAAUUUCUAAACAUGUGAAUAUUUUUCUGGGGUAGCCUCAACAAGUCGACACGAAAGCUAUCGAACGUCAGGUAUCUUCCUUACAACAGGACACGUUGUAGCUGACUUACUUAUAGUCCUGUGAUUUCACUUAACUGUUUAAGGGACAAAGGUGUGGUGGUUUCAUGUUAUCAUUAUUAUUAUGGCUCACUGUGACAGCUGCACACGUUACGUCGUGUUGUCUGAUUUAGCCUGGCUGCUAAACCGUCUGUUGGGAACCAGAUGUUGUUGCCGCAUUGAAGAAAGCUUCACACUGAACACACGACAAUGGCUCCUUAUUGUGGUGAUGGAUUCGUUGGUGACGUCUCUGGUGUUUUGGCCCAAGUGCCUGCUGCCAUGCUGGCUCGUCAUUGUAGCCGUAAUCCAGAGUAAUGAUGCUGACGGUUGCUGCAAAGUCAAACUUGGCAUGAUUACUUCUUGUAACUGGACUGCUGUUGAAGGGGCAUUUAGUUAAGACCAAGAGCGCUCUGUUUCCAAGAGCUGAGUCACUGAUGUGAGUCACGUCCAAGCGCACAUUAUGGCCACUGCUUGAGUGAGGGUAGAAAUGCAGCAGACAAACACUGUCCUGUGUACGUCAAGCUUCCCUCUGAGGUGCUACUUUUAGGCGGUGAUAUAGAGACGUGGCACAAAGAGAUCAUGCAGACAUCCUGAGACCAGCCAAGUUCUACCUCACCCUGAUUAGUUGUAAUUGCAUCAUUGCAGUAUUUUGCUAUUGUAUACCAAUCAGUGGUGGGGCUUCAUUUUUCAUGCCUUUAAAUGACAUUGUGAAAAAUGAUCUUCCUGUUAUUUCUGUACCUCUUCAUACUGUAAUUGGGCAUAGCAGUGCCUGCUAGACUGACAAUGACAACAAAGCUUUCCAUUAAAAAAAAUCAAUAUACACUAUUAAUGUAACACAAGGACUCCUGCUGACAUCGCUUUCGACCUUGUUACCAAGUCUUAGUAUAUCGACUUUAUUAACCUUUUAACCUCCAUCAGGUCGUUGGCCACCCGUCUAGGCUUAGGCGUCAGCGUUGGGUUUAAUCAAAGCCCACCCCGCUGUAGACUUUGACCUUUUUGUAGAAAGACAAUCCUUCUAACAGGUUUAUAGCUUUCAAUCCUAAAAUGUAUGAGACCUGAUCUAAAUCUAGUUUCUGAAAAUGUAAAGGAGGUGUCAUCGGCGGUGGUGGUGACUCCAGCCCUCCGUAUGAAUCCUCACUCUUGUUUUGGAGAAAAGCAAUAGGAAAAAAAUGGAAAUAGUUUUUAAUGCAUGUCAGUUAAAACGAUUAUUCUCGCUUCCCUGAAUCCCAACUCUUUGGACAACAGUUUAAAGUUUAAACACAAGCGAGGUUUCAGAUCAUCACUGAGGAUUAGUUGUGCCCAAAACAAAAGCUAACCCUAGACUGGUCGAAAGGGACUUGGUGGUUGGGGUCGAUGGCUGUCCUUUAUGACCUUGUUAACUAGACUAUAAGCAGCAUCAGUAAGUGUGUGAUUGUCCAUGAUUGUAAAAUCUCUGUUCGGAUGUGGGCGUUUACCAAAAGCCAGUCCAAAAUGUGACCCAAGGAUUCUUCUGUUAGAUCCUACUUUGACCCCAGAUUUGAAAAAUGUGAUCGUGCUGCUACAAAUAAAGUCGUACAGCUACCACAAAGGCGCUGUGGAAGCAGCCAAACUGAAAAUGUGACCCUGGCGAAUGCUGCGUUUCCCAGUGGAGGGAACCUGUUGAUGGGGAAGCUGAACUUUUCUCUACACUAAACAUUUGACGGCAGAAGCAUGCAGAGGUGUUUGAAUGUCUACUGUGGCACUUUUGAGGACAGUUUUAGGAGGUGACGAACUGUGACUUUAUUUUACAUGCAGGUGUACUUUUGUACAGUUACUAUAUUUUCUUUUUUUUUAGGUGUAGUGAAAUUUUGAUACAAUGAGACUUAAGGUCUGCGAGCAGUGGAUUAUACUCGAUAAAUAUUCAAAUUCAGAGCGUUACAGUACUUGUUUUUCUGUUUUCUCCAUCAUUUCUUGUACUCCGUCUUUACUUGAAGUUGUCUUUAAUUUGUUGAAAUUUGCCCUGACCUUUCAUUGCUCUACAUGCUGUCUCUCAGUAUUGUGAUGUUUUGUGUGUUCUUACAUUCCAUAUUGAAAAAACCAACAUCACAACGUACAAGUAUUUAACAUUCUGUACUCGUUACUUUAGGUUUUAUGCACAUUUUGGACCAAAGGAACUAAAAUGAGUCUUUAAUUGGUUCUUCUAAUCCAACUGUAAUUAAACCCUUGCAGGGGAACAAAAACCUUCACUCCUGUUUCUUUUUGGCACUAUUCACUAAACUAUAUAGAAAACAUUACUUAACUAUAACUAAUGAAAACCUUUUACAUUACUGUUGUUACUGUGAAUGUACUUUGUGUUGAUUCAAUCCACCUUUUUUAUACAACGAUGUUGUUUUGUGUGAAGAGCAGCCCCACCUACGCUGUCACGUGGCUCGUAGCGAUAACCUUUGCUAUCUAUGCAGCUAUACUGAAUGCUUACGUACAGAUAACAGCAUACUUAAAGGUUUCAGGUGAACUGCAGCGACACAGAAAUGACUUUGGCUGUAAAUUUACUGCUUUGCACAAAUAAAAGUUAAAUGAGAAAA